UAUUCUGGUCUCCAUUUUGUUUGUAGAAACACUCCUGCAGCAGCACUGAGUCUGUGAUAUUAAUGUCACUGUUUUCUACAUAGAAAAAGAUCUGAGUCAGCAGAACCCAGCUGUGUCUCCAUGAAGAGUGAAGAGUCCAUGAAGCCUCCUUUGAGAUUUAGAGAUGAAAAAAUCUCACCUGUACGCAGGAGAAUAAUCCUAGCAGAAAAAAUCAGCGUCUUCAGGAUUUAGUGUUGUGUGCAUACAAAAUAUAUAAAAAAAUGGAGAGCCUGGAUUUGGACCCCAUUUACAUAUGGGCUUCACCUUCAAAUGAAUGCAGUGAAACAGUAAAUAGAAGUGAACUACAGAGAAACAGAUCACAUUCACCAGAACCCAGCUGUGUCUCCAUGAAGAGUGAUGAGUCCAUGAAGCCUCCUUUGAGAUUUAGAGAUUGGAAAAUCUCACCUGUACGCAGUGAACUACAGAGAAAAAGAUCCGAGUCAGCAGAACCCAGCUGUGUCUCCAUGAAGAGUGAUGAGUCCAUGAAGCCUCCUUUGAGAUUUAGCGUUGGAAACUCCUCACCUCUACGCAGUGAACUACAGAGAAAAAGAUCUGAGUCAGCAGAACCCAGCUGUGUCUCCAUGAAGAGUGAUGAGUUUAUGAAGCCUCCUUUGAGAUUUAGAGAUGAAAAAAUCUCAGUUAUACACAGUGAACUACAGAGAAAAAGAUCCGAGUCAGCAGAACCCAGCUGUGUCUCCAUGAAGAGUGAUGAGUCCAUGAAGCCUCCUUUGAGAUUUAGCGUUGGAAACUCCUCACCUCUACGCAGUGAACUACAGAGAAAAAGAUCUGAGUCAGCAGAACCCAGCUGUGUCUCCAUGAAGAGUGAUGAGUCCAUGAAGCCUCCUUUGAGAUUUAGAGAUGAAAAAAUCUCAGUUAUACACAGUGCUCUUCAGAAAACAGGAGACAAAAUAAACAAGAUCAUCACAACUACAAGAUGCGAGCCAGAAUUUGCUGUCGCAGAUACAUUCCGAAAAAAGAUCAAGUUAUAUCUGAAGAAGAAGUUUCAGUGUCUAACUGCUGUGAUAAUAAACCAGGAAAACCGAACGCUCCUGAAUGAGAUCUACACAGAGCUCUACAUCACAGAAGGAGACAGUGGAGACAUAAAUAAAGAACAUGAGGUGAGACUGAUCGAGGCAGCAUCCAGGAGAAAAACAUUAGAGGAACCACCAAUCAAAUGCAAUGACAUCUUUAAGUUCUUUCCUGAAGAAGACAAACCCAUCAGAACUGUACUGACGAAGGGAGUCGCUGGUAUUGGAAAAACUGUCUCUGUUCAGAAGUUCAUCCUGGACUGGACAGAAGGAAAAGCAAACCAGAACAUCCCCAUCAUAUUUCCACUUUCUUUCAGAGAGCUGAAUUUGAUGAAGGACCAAAAACUGAGUCUGGUGGAGCUCCUUCAUGUCUGUUUUAAGGAAACAAAAGAAAUAGAAAAGUCCAGAAUGGAAAAGGCUCUGUUUAUUUUUGAUGGAUUGGACGAGUUUCGUUUUCCUCUGGAUUUCCAGAACACAGAGACAGUGUGUGAUGUAACUGAAUCAGCAUCAGUUCAUGUGCUGCUAAUAAACCUGAUUAUAGGAAAUCUGCUUCCCUCUGCUCUCAUCUGGAUCACCUCCCGUCCAGCAGCAGCUGAUCAGAUCCCCUCACAGUGUGUCCAUCGAGUCACGGAGGUACGAGGAUUCAGUGACCCACAGAAGGAGGAGUAUUUCAGGAAGAGAAUCAGUGAUCAGAACCUGGCCAAUAACAUCAUCACACACCUGAAGUCAUUAAGAAGUCUUUACAUCAUGUGCCACAUCCCAGUGUUCUGCUGGAUCUCAGCUGCUGUUCUAGAGAGAAUGUUGGGUGAAUCAGAAAGUGGAGAGAUUCCCAAAACUCUGACUCAGAUGUACACACACUUCCUCAUCAUUCAGACAAAAAUGAUAAGAAAGAAGUACCUACAGAAGCAGGAAAUUGAUGAAGAAAAGAUUCUCAAGCUGGGACGACUGGCUUUUCAGCAGCUGAUGAAAGGAAACCCGAUCUUCUAUGAGGAAGAUCUGAGAGAGAGUGGCAUUGAUGUGACAGAAGCAGCAGUGUACUCAGGUGUGUGUACGCAGAUCUUCAGAGAGGAGUUUGGGCUUCACCAAAGUACAGUGUACUGCUUUGUUCAUCUGAGCAUUCAGGAACAUCUCGCAGCUCUGUAUGUGCACCUGACCUUCAUGAAGGAAAAGAGAAAUGUUCUUAAAGAUAAUCAGGUGUUCAAGACCCUUUCAGAACUACACAAGAGUGCUGUAAAUCAGGCUUUGAACAGUCAGACUGGACAUCUGGAUCUUUUCCUUCGCUUUCUUCUGGGUCUCUCAUUGAAAUCCAAUCAAAAACUCUUGCAUGCUUUAAUAUCACAAACAAGAAGUAGCUCCCAGAGCAAAGAUGAAACAGUUCAGUACAUCAAGGAGAAGAUCAAUGAAGAUCUUCCUACAGAGAGAUCCAUCAUUCUGUUCCACUGCCUGAAUGAACUGGGUGACAGUUCUCUAGUGGAGGAAAUCCAGCAGUACGUGAAAUCUGGGAAACAAAGUGAACUCUCUUCUUCACAGUGGUCUGCUCUGGUGUUUGUCUUACUGACAUCAGCACAAGAACAGGAGGAAUUUGACCUGAGUAAAUAUACCAGUACAGGGACGGUAAAAGAUGAUGUUCUUGUGAAGUUGGUGCCUGUGAUUGCAGCAUCCAGAAAAGCAAUUUUUAGGUGUGAUUCGAUUCAAAGCAGAAGUGGUGCAGCUCUGGUCUCAGUGCUCAAGUCAGAAACCUUCAAUUUGCAAGAACUGCAUCUGAUGGUCAAUACACUGGAUCUCUCUUCGAAUAAACUAGGAAACGUAGAAGCGAAGCGUCUCUUUGCUUUAAUGGAGAGUCCUGUGUGUAAGGUUAAAAACCUGAAGUUGUGUGAUUGUGGUGUCUCAGCUGAAGGCUGUACGUCUCUGACUUCAGCUCUGAUAUCAAACCCUUCACACCUGAGAGAACUGAAUUUGUCUCAAAAUAAAUUCAGAGAUUCAGGAGUGAAGAGUCUCUGUGCUGCACUGGAGAAUCCUCACUGCAAGCUGGAGACACUGAUGUUGUGUGAUUGUGGUGUCUCAGCUGAAGGCUGUACGUCUCUGACUUCAGCUCUGAUAUCAAACCCUUCACACCUGAGAGAACUGAAUUUGUCUCAAAAUAAAUUCGGAGAUUUAGGAGUGAAGAGUCUCUGUGCUGCACUGGAGAAUCCUCACUGCAAGCUGGAGACACUGAGGUUGGGUAAGUGUGGCGUCUCAGAUGAAGGCUGUCUGGCGCUGGCUACAGCUCUGACAUCAAAACCCUCACAACUGAGAGAACUAGAUCUCCAUGAAAAUAAAAUAAAAGACUCAGGAGUGAAACAUCUCUCUGCUGCUCUGGAGAAUCCUCACUGUAAACUGGAGACACUGAGGUUGUGGCUUUGUGACGUCUCAGGUGAAAGCUGUGCUGCUCUGUCUUCAGCCCUAAAAUCAAACCCAUCACACCUGAGAGAACUGGAUCUGUCUUGGAAUAAAGUAGGAGACUCAGGAGUGAAGUAUCUAUCCUCUGUAGUGGAGAAUCUUGACUGUAAACUGGAGGCACUGCGGCUGGAGAGUUGUGAUGUCUCAGAUGAAGGCUGUGCUGCAUUGACUUCAGCUCUGAUGUCAAACCCCUCACACCUGAAAGUCCUGGAUUUGUAUGGAAAUAAAAUAAAACACCCAGGAAAGAAGCAGCUCUCUGAUCUGAGAAAUGAUGCACAUUACAAAUUACAGAAGCUGUUAUUUAGUAUGUGAUGAACAUCUCUGUAAGAGAUGAAGACUCCUGUAUCCAUGCAGUUCCAUGUUGUUGAACAGAGAAUCACAGUGAAUCAGACUGCGUAUGUAUACACUGACGUAUAACAGCAUUUUACUCACUUAAAACCUUGCUUUAUUCACAUAACACAAGGAUUAAACUUUUUGCCAGAGAAUUUGAAGAGGUUUAUGGAUGUGGUGAGGGAAGAUAUGCAGGUGGUUGGUUUGAAAGAUGCAGAUGUAGAAGACAGCGUGAUAUGGAGAGCAGCUGAAGAUAAAGAUGUUUGUUUAUGUCCUUGUUAUUUUAGUGUUUUCUCAUAUGUAUAAGUUUGUUUGUUUGCAUGUGUAUAUGUUUUUUUUUUCAAGUAACAGAGUCACUAGAGCUCAAAAUUAUAUAUUAUAUAUAUAAUUAUAAAUAAUUACCUAA
Silurus meridionalis is the source of this 4242-nucleotide messenger RNA. RefSeq names its product NLR family CARD domain-containing protein 3-like. The record is from RefSeq and is a predicted model, not a curated record. The transcript has 17 exons. Lineage: Eukaryota; Metazoa; Chordata; Actinopteri; Siluriformes; Siluridae. The coding region runs from base 261 to 3818 and encodes 1185 amino acids. Gene Ontology annotation, molecular function: protein binding.